This is a messenger RNA of Lizanozyma spartinae, 3180 nucleotides long. RefSeq names its product ssRNA exonuclease (gene RAT1). Bases 1 to 3180 code for a protein of 1059 amino acids. The record is from RefSeq and is a predicted model, not a curated record. The transcript has a single exon. Gene Ontology annotation, molecular function: 5'-3' RNA exonuclease activity; RNA binding. Gene Ontology annotation, cellular component: nucleus. Gene Ontology annotation, biological process: nuclear-transcribed mRNA catabolic process. NCBI's taxonomy places the organism in Eukaryota, Fungi, Ascomycota, Pichiomycetes, Serinales, Debaryomycetaceae.
AUGGGUGUGCCAGCAUUGUUCCGGUGGUUAUCCCGGAAGUACCCGAAGAUCAUCUCGCCAGUCAUUGAAGAAGAUGUUGGUGAUGCUGAGUUCGGCCAUGCGGAUGGAGCUAAGUACCAAGACCCUAACCCCAACGGUGAAUUAGACAAUUUAUAUUUGGAUAUGAACGGGAUUGUUCAUCCAUGUUCCCAUCCCGAACAUAAGCCUGCCCCAGAGACUGAGGAUGAGAUGUUUCUCGACAUCUUUACCUAUACAGAUCGGGUGUUGAUGAUGGCUAGACCGAGAAAGGUGUUGAUGAUCGCUGUUGAUGGAGUAGCCCCUCGAGCCAAAAUGAACCAACAGAGAGCUAGAAGAUUCAGAUCGGCCCAAGAUGCUAAGCUUGCACAUGAGGAGAAACAACGUCAAAUCAAAGAGAAGGAACUCCGAGGUGAAAUGAUCGAUAAUGCCAUUAAGGGGAAGAAACUGUGGGAUUCUAAUGCUAUCACUCCUGGUACUCCAUUCAUGGAUAAUCUUGCACUUGCUUUGAGAUACUGGGUUGCUUAUAAAUUGGUUUCUGAUCCUGGUUGGAGUGAUUUGCAAGUGAUUAUUAGUGAUGCCACAGUUCCAGGGGAAGGUGAACACAAAUUAAUGAGUUUUAUACGGUCUCAAAGACUGGAUCCUUCCUAUAAUCCUAAUACUCGACACGCUAUCUAUGGGUUGGAUGCUGAUUUGAUUUUUUUGGGUCUUGCUACUCAUGAACCUCAUUUCAGAGUGUUAAGAGAAGAUGUUUUCGCUAACCAAUCAAGACAAUUACGAGUUAGUGACCAUUUACUGAUGAGUGAAGACCAGAAACAGUUGCUACGGGCUCAAGAUGCUAAGAAACCUUUCCUCUGGUUGCAUGUGAAUGUUUUAAGAGAAUACUUACAAGUUGAACUCUUUAAUCCUCAAUUACCAUUCAAAUUUGAUUUGGAAAGAGCCAUAGAUGACUGGGUUUUCAUGUGUUUCUUUGUAGGGAACGAUUUCUUACCUCAUUUGCCAAGUUUGGACGUCAGAGACAAUGGGAUUGAUAUUCUUGUGAACUGCUGGAAGAGAGUUUUACCUCGGUUGAAGGACUACAUUACUUGUGACGGGAAUCUUAACAUAGAAAGUGUGGAAAAGCUUUUAGGUGCCUUGGCUUACAAGGAAGACGAGAUCUUCAAGAGAAGGCAUGACAAUGAAAAAAGAAAGGAAGAGAACGAUAAGAGAAGGAAAGUCAUGCAAGAAGAAGAUAAGGCGUUAAAAGCCCAAUAUAUGUCCACUGUUUCAAAAGGUAAAGAGAAAGCACCCUUAGCACCAGUGGCUACUAUGCCUUUAAUGGAUACUAGUGGGAAAGUUGUUGAUGGUUAUGCCAAUCUUACCAAUAAGGACAUUGUUAACAACUUAGGAACCAUCACUAAAGCCCAUAUGUCUAAUGCCGAGGCAGCUGCUGCGUUGAAGAAGCUUAUUGAUUCCAAGAAGAAUAUCAGUGCCGUUGCUGCUGUUAAGGAAGCAUCCGAAUCUGUUACGGAGUCAACUGAAGUUAGUGAGUCUGAUAAUAAUACUCUGACCAAUGACACUUCCCUGACCAAUGACAAGAAAAGACCAAUAGGUGAAGUUCAAGAAGGUGAAGAGACAGAACCCAACGGCGAUGUGGUGAAAAUGUGGGAACCUGGUUACCACAAGAGAUACUAUGAAUCCAAGUUCCAUGUUUCCGGAGAUGAAGCCGUCAACGAAGUGAAGAAAGGUCUAGUAAGAUCAUAUUUAGAAGGUAUUUCUUGGGUAUUGUUAUAUUAUUAUCAAGGAUGUCCUUCAUGGCAAUGGUAUUACCCAUACCAUUAUGCACCCUUUGCAGCCGAUUUUGUUGAUCUUCACGAGAUUGUUGGAGACGAAGGGAUCCAGUUCAAAUUGGGACAGCCCUUUAGACCAUACGAACAAUUGAUGUCAGUUUUACCUGCUGCUUCUGGUCACACGUUACCUGAAGUAUUCCGAGAAUUAAUGUCCCAUCCAGAAAGUGAAAUCAUUGAUUUUUAUCCUGAAGACUUUGAGAUUGAUAUGAAUGGGAAAAAGAUGAGUUGGCAGGGGAUUGCAUUAUUACCAUUCAUUGAUGAGAAGCGAUUAUUAGAAGCCGUACAGAAAAAGUAUGAGCUUUUAACAGAGGAAGAAAUGGAUAGAAAUACCAAUAAAGAAGCGGAAUUGAUUGUUUCAAAAGCCAAUAAGAAUUAUAAAAAGUUCCUAGAGCUUUAUACCGAAGCUGAAGAGGAUUCUGCUACUCCUACGGUUGUCAAAUUCAAGUUUUUAAGGAGUGGAUUGGCUGGAAGUGCCAUGAAGAUUGCAAAGUUCCAUAUUGCUGGUUUAUUAUCAUCUCCUUUGGACAUGGGCAAUCUUCCAACGUUAAGAAACGAUCAAUAUAUGAGAGUCACUUAUUUGCAACCUGCUAAGACCAGAGGGAAGUCUAUGCUUCUUAAUGGCUAUAUCCCACAUGUCAAGGCAUUAACUCAACAAGAUAUUGAUACUAUUACUUACUCUAAUAAUGGUCGAGGGAACAAUUACAAUAGAUUCAGAACCCCCAAUGAUAAUAGAGAUUAUGUUAAUAAUGGUCCUUCGGGUACAGAGUCUUAUCUCCAAUACCAAAUGAGAAGAGGAGGCUAUAGAGCGUUUGUGGAAGGAAUGUUAAGUGGAAAUAGCAAUAAUUAUAAUAACAAUUAUAAUAACAAUUACAAUAAUAAUUAUAAUAACAAUAAUUAUGGUCAAAGACAGGGAAGAGGUUAUAAUAAUAGGAACCAAAACUAUGGUCAAAACAAUCAGAACUACAACCAGAGUCACAACAACCAAAACCAGAAUUAUGGUCAGAAUUAUGGUCAGAAUUAUAACCAGAAUUAUGGUCAGAAUUAUAACCAGAAUUAUGGUCAGAAUUAUAACCAAAGUUAUAACCAGAAUUAUGGUCAAAAUUAUAACCACAAUCAAAAUUACAACCAAAACUAUAAUCAGAAUCAGAACUACAACCAGAACUACAAUCAGAAUCAGAACUAUAAUCAGAACCAGAACUACAAUCAGAACCAGAACUACAAUCAGAACCAGAACUACGGUCAAAACUACGGUCAGAAUCAAAACUACGGUCAGAAUCAAAACUACGGCCAAAAUUAUAACCAAUCGGGUCAUAAUUCCGGUUAUUAUAGAAGAUAG